AUGUAAUAAAAUUCUUCCUUUGAUGGUAAAGUUGGGAUGGAAAUUGAAAAUUAAACAGAAUUUCUGGAAUAAUCUAAAGAUUCUACUUCUAAAUAGAAAAUAUAUUUAUAUCAAACACCUCCAAAAUAAGAAGAUUUAAAAAUUGAAAAGGAGAUGGAAGAUGUUUAAUCAUCACCACACUUUAAAAAAGAAUAGAAAAAUUAGACAAACUUACCUGAAUUUAAUUUGAGUAUAAAUUUUAAAUAUGGAAAGUAUCUGGAAAAAAAAACGCAACAAAGGAAAAUUAAGAUUAAUUUCAAAAAAAUAUUCAAAAUUUUUCAGAAGGUUAAGAACAAUUUACUCCAAAUAAAAUUGAAUUCCUUUUUUAAGGGUUGAAUAAUUUAUUAGCACAAGCUUAAGAAAGAAUUUAAAAUCAAUCUUAGAUCUCUCUUUGUACAAAUGAUUUAAGUUAAUGCUAUGGAACGUAUAGUGAAAUUAAACAAUAAAUAUCUGAAAUUGAAAAAGUUUAUAGAUGUAUUUAUUAUUCAAUAAUCAAAAAUAGAUAAAGAUGAUGAACUUUUUCAAUUAAAUAUUUAAUUAGAAAAAGAAUUCAAUAUUUGUAAGAAUUAAAAAAUUAUAGAUUCUGCAACAAAUUCUUAAAUGAAUUAAUCUUUUGAUAUUCAUAAAAGAUAUCAAUAAAUUUAAGAAAUAAAAAAAAACAAACUUUAUAUAUUUAAGAAAAAAUAUCAAGAAAAUUAUAAUCAAUUAAGAUAAGACUUUAAUGAUUUGAAGAAUCUAACUAAGGAGAUGUUUUAAAUAAUCUCCUUUAAUAUACAAGAAUGUAAAAUGAAAUUUAAUCAAAAAAUUGAAACAAAAUCUUAAAAAAUUGAGAAAAGUCUAUUUAUUGAUUAUUAAAGUGAUAAAUUAGAAGAAGAUUAUUAACAAAAAUCUUCUUAAUAAAGAGAUGAUGAACAUAUAGAUAAUUUUAUAUAAGAAUUAAUGAAAUUAUUAAAUAUUAGUAAAGAAGAUUAUGAAAAUAUUGAGGAUUUAAAAUUAUAGAUUGUAAAUAAUGUAAAAGAAUAAAAAAACUAUCUAGAAAUAAUUUAGACCAAUUAAAAUUUAAGUGUGAAUUAAAAAAUUAUAAAGUUAAAUACUACUAAAGAUGAAUUACAGAAUGAAUUAGUAUAGUUAAAUUAACAAAAGGAAUAAUAAUAAAAGAUUUUGGAUUAAAAUAGAAUAGAAAUAUAAAAUCUUUAAUAAAAAUUAGAAUAACUAGAAAAAAGGGAUUACAUAGAUCUAAACACUAAGUUAUUCUAACAUGAAUAGAUUUAAAUGGAAUAAUAAUAAUAAUUAAUUUCAAUAUCUUUAAUAAUAAUCUAAUAAUUAUUUUAAUCGACUUCUUUUGAAUCAAGUUUAAAAAAAACCUUUAGUGAAAAAAAUUAAUAUUUAAAUACUUAUUUUAAGGAAGCCAAAAAAAUAAUAUAUGAAAAGAGUUGGCCAAAUGAGGUUAACCCUUUAAAAUAUUUAUAACUUCAUUAAUAAAAAGUUUAAGAGAUAAUGAAUAUCUUUUAUACAGAAUAUAGUAAAAUGAUUAGUUGGAUUUAAUAAUAAAGAGAAAAUUUGAUAAAAUAGCUAUGA
This is a messenger RNA of Paramecium sonneborni, 1617 nucleotides long. The record is from the annotation of a GenBank genome assembly. Lineage: Eukaryota; Ciliophora; Oligohymenophorea; Peniculida; Parameciidae.